UAUGAUCAGUGUUUGAGUGCCAAGACUUGUGGGGAAUGCAUAUCGGAGUCAAAGGAUUGUUUUUGGUGCGAAGACGACACCUUUAGCCACCCAUUCAGAUGUAAUGGCGAACAUAAGCUCCGGUCUCAUGACUGCAGCGAAAAUAAGAUCAUUGGACCGCAAAUGAAUGUCCAGACAAUACUGGAUAAAGAGUUUAAUAAAAAUUUUGGUUCAAUAGUUCAACUGAAGCCUCAGAAACAUAAGCUCUUUAUGAGAAAUAAUUCCUCGUGGAGAAUACCGAUCCAUUUCCGACAGGCAGAUGACUACCCCAUGGAUCUCUACUAUCUGAUGGACCUGUCGUGCACUAUGAAGAAGUUUAAGACCAAUUUGGCGAAUGUUGGCAAGACUUUGGCCGACAAAAUGAAUCAAACCACUAAAGACUUUAAAAUAGGCUUUGGAUCAUUUGUAGACAAACCUGUUAUGCCCUUCUCGUCCUACAAACUGGAUCGCAUAUCAUGCAGUUUGGGAAAGGAUGACCAUAACGUCUGGGGGGAACCGACUUAUAGUUUCUCCCAUAAGCUGACCCUCGACUCGAAAGACUCGCUGUUUGUGUCGAGUGUGAGGGACGCGGCGACGUCCGGUAAUACGGAUUCACCCGAAGGCACGUUAGACGCACUCAUGCAGGUGUUGGUCUGUAAGGAGGAGAUUGGGUGGAGGAAUCAGUCCGACAAGAUUAUUGUGGUCGCCACCGAUGAGGAGUUCCAUUACGCCGGAGAUGGAAAGUUGAGCGGUAUAUUAGUGCCAAACGAUGGCAAGUGUCAUAUGUCUGGCAAGAACUACACUCAUUACCAUUUGCUGGACUACCCGUCAAUGCAUCAAAUCGCUGAGAAAGUGCGACAAAACAAAUUCAAUAUUGUAUUUACGGUCACCGAUAAAGUGCGGCACAUAUACGAAACGCUGGCCAGCAUUAUAGGGUCGACGGCACGGGUGGAUAGGCUUAACGAUGGAGACAGCACCACUAUUGUGCGACUCAUUGAAGAUGUUUACAGAGAUAUUCGGUCGUCGGUUGAACUGAGAGUCGAACGGAUGUCUGAUUUCAUCGAAAUUGAUUUGUACUCAAAGUGUGCAAAUGAGACCGAAAUGAAGACCAAUAAUUGUACGUUUACGGGACGGCCGGACAUCACAUUCUUCGCAGACAUCAGAGUGAAGUCAUGUCCUGCAGACAGAUCUCUUUGGGAGCAGACGAUUAAAAUCGGCUUAACGAAUAUCAACGAAGGCGUGGAAAUCGAUUUACAAAUGCUAUGUGAAUGCGAGUGCGAAAAACCCAACAAAAUAGUGAAAAACUCUGCCGAGUGCCACAACGCCGGCACCUUUGCCUGUGGUAUAUGUGCCGCUUGUAAUGGCAACCGGACGGGCGCGCAGUGCGAAUGCGAUCCCGAAAAACCUAUUGAUCCUAAAGACCCUGAAGCUCAUUGCAAACAUAAGGACAUAUUCAAGACAUGUAGUGGUCGUGGGAGGUGUGAGUGUGGAAAGUGUAGCUGCGAUUCCGGCUUUUCCGGCGACUACUGUCAGUACGACGACUCCAACUGUCAUCCCGACAACGAUAAGAACCUUAAGAUAUGCAACGGGAACGGCAGGUGUAUUGAAGCCAAGUGUAACUGUACUAAAGGUACGAAAGGUUAUACAGGAAAAUACUGCGACUGUCCCACAGACCCGAGUUGGUGUAGUCAAACAGUUAAUCAAACAGUUAAUGGACAGCAAAAGGAAAUUAAUUUAGUUUGUUCAGGUGCUGGUGAGUGUAAUUGUGGUGUCUGUAAGUGCAACAAUAGUUCAAUAACCGGCAAAUUCUGUGAGAUAUGUCCGCGUUGUGAUAGUUGGAAAUAUUGUGACCUAAUGUUGAAAUGUGUGCCCAAAAUAUGCGAACUCUAUGGAAGUAAUUGCACCGAUAGUUGCGAUCAGAUGCAGUAUGAAUUGGUGGACAAAUUGGUCGAGGUCAACAACACCGACGGCUUAUACACAACUCUACACCAGUGCCGCAACCGUACCAUUAAUAACGAGUGCGACCUAUCAUUCACUUACGAGCGCACUGACUAUGACUAUGAGACCAAAAGGCUUCCGACGUUUAAGAUAACAAAAUUAGAUAAGAGUUGCGCCGAAAAAGUGAAUUUAGUGGUCGUGUCGUCCAGUGUUUUCAUCNGUAUGAAACGACUGUCCCGUCUGACUGAGAGGUUUUCGCGGAGGUUUGACGUCAAUAAAUAA
Molecule: messenger RNA, 2238 nt
Organism: Oppiella nova
Lineage: Eukaryota; Metazoa; Arthropoda; Arachnida; Sarcoptiformes; Oppiidae
Source: the annotation of a GenBank genome assembly